Molecule: messenger RNA, 1338 nt
Organism: Cinara cedri
Lineage: Eukaryota; Metazoa; Arthropoda; Insecta; Hemiptera; Aphididae
Source: the annotation of a GenBank genome assembly
AAAAAACUCGCCGAUAUCUAUUAACAAAAUGAUUGUUAUCGUUGUUGUUUUUAAAUAUUGAUAAAAUAUGAUUAUUACAACGAAAAUAAUCAAAAAUCUUUUUUUCGCAAAAUUAUUUAAUUAAUUAUUUAAUUUUGCGAAAAAAAGAUUUUUGUUAAAAAUAAAUAAAAAGAUUUGUUUAUAAACCUUAAAACAUAAUACUUGUAUGUGUUUUAAAUUUCUACGGUAUAAUAUUAAACAUUGCUGUCUAUAUAAUGUCGGAUAAAGCAAUGCUUGUUCUGGGUGAAGCUCCAGAGUCGGACGACGAAGAACUUCAACAAGAAGUAAAUUACUAUACGUGUAAUGAACAAUUUCAAUACACAUAACCUCCCCAAUUUCUAACGAGGCCACUUUUUAUAAUUAUUAAUAUAUGCCAUUAAUAUCUAUUUAUAUUAUUUUUAAUUGGUGUAACAAAAGUGUAUAUUUUGACCACUGUCAAUUUUCAUUUUUGGUACUUCAACUGUUCAUUAUAUAGUUGAACAUUGUUUUCAAGCUCAGGUUCUUAUAUUAACAUCAAUUAUUCCUAACACAUUGUACUACACAUAUUGUAUUUAGAUCUAGUAGGUAUACAAAAUAUUGUAACCUUUGAAUAAUUUGUGUAUAAAUUAUUUUAGAAUUAUAAUAAUGAUGGUAAUAAUUCCAAGAGUUCAAAAAGUGGAAUAGCGGAAAAUGAACAAGUUGAAUUUGACUCGGAUUCCAAUAAUCAUACAAGUAUAUAUUAGAAAUAUUUAUUUGUGACAUAAUAAUAUGUCUUUGUUUAUAUUAAUUAAUAAAUAUUAUUUUUCAUUCAAUAAUAAUUUUUGAUUUAUGAAGGACGUAAAAGUCGUACUGUGAAAGAAAGUUUUGCUGGGCGUACUGACAAUUAUAAAAUGUCUGAAGACACUUUAUUGCAUAGAAAAUUAAGUAAGUAACCUAUUGUUACUAACUGUUCGACAUUGUUAUUCAUUAGUUUUUUAAUAAUUUUGAUUAAAUUUACUCUAGAAGAAAAAAACAUUCAUUUUUAUUCAAAUCUCACAUCUUUUAAUAAACAAAUGUAUAUAAAUGCCAUGAAUCAAAUGAACGAAACUAACCAACAGCUUGUUAAAGCUCAAGUAUUGCUUCAGGAUACUGUAACAAAUUGGAAGUAUAUUGAACAAAACUUAUCACAUAUAAAAAGGAAGAUGACAGACAUAUUAUCUGAAGAAUAUAUUCCAAAAAUAAAAAUUUAAAUUUUAUGUGUUUAUUAUUAAUAGAAAAUAAAAAUAACUUUUUGUCUUUUUUAACAAAAAAUAAUAAAUAUUUAUACUUUUAUGUGUACAA